Colletotrichum phormii is the source of this 374-nucleotide messenger RNA. RefSeq lists its product as uncharacterized. Lineage: Eukaryota; Fungi; Ascomycota; Sordariomycetes; Glomerellales; Glomerellaceae. The transcript has a single exon. The annotation marks the transcript as partial. The record is from RefSeq and is a predicted model, not a curated record.
GAUGGUUGCCAAUGAUAGGAGAAAGAAUGUUUCCUCUAGCAUCAUGUUGCCAUUACCGUCCCGAAACGACGAUUUGACGGAUGAUUUGCGCCAAUUGGUGCUCGAAAGACGGACGACGUUGAGUCGUGUGUCCGUACACCAUCCCAAUAUGCAGAAAGUGAAUUGCCAAACAGGCAAUUGUUGACAACGGCAUUUGUCCCCCCUCGGAACGCCUCUGUAAUUCGAGUGAAUUCGUACUUCGUUCACAGUUCGGUAGGCACUCGUAGCUGUGGUCCCAGUGGAUCCAGAGAUUUCCCUUUCCAGACUAAGGAAAAAAGCAAGCAGAUCUCCCAGGUGCUAUCGGUCAUCUGGCCGAUUGAAAUAAAAUGGAGAUG